This is a messenger RNA of Nezara viridula (southern green stink bug), 600 nucleotides long. NCBI's taxonomy places the organism in Eukaryota, Metazoa, Arthropoda, Insecta, Hemiptera, Pentatomidae. The record is from the annotation of a GenBank genome assembly.
AUGCUUCUUGCAAUUGUUCGAGAAAUCGAGUGCCGUCCAAAUGAGUCUAAAAUUCAGAAGAUCAGUCGUCUUGGAAGGUUUCUCAUCUCUAUCGGAGCAACCAAGAAUCCCAGGCAUUUCAAGAUCUAUGGAGUCAACUACAGGUCCAGAUCGCACCCCCGUUGGUACUACACUCUGGUGAGGGACAACCAUCUCGGCUCCAAAGUCAUUGCUAUCGAGACUGUUGGGCCUCACUUCUAUGCUCGUGCGACUUACGGAAGGAUGAUAUUCCAAGAACGUUUUAAUGCUUUGUCGAUUUUCCAAUUUGAAGGGCAUUCUUAUGAGCUGCCGCAGUUUUCUGUCAGGCUUUCUCAUGGAACUUUUUGCCCAAGAGAUUCAGCUGCCUUCGUUGAAAUUAAAUGCAAAUGUUCACGCACAAAGAAGCCGAGACUUUGCUAUGAGAUGUUUUCGUUGUUGAUGGACGCAAUGGGGGUGGAUCUCAGUGGUGUGAGGCAUCACAAGUCCCAGCGAUUUGCUCGCAGAUAUGAGAGCUUCAACCGAAAGGCCAUGUACAUGAGCGCCUCAUUGAGGAGGACUGAAUUCUCUUGGUAUGUAAUGUAA